AUGGCUGAUAACAACGACGGCGACAUAGUAGUCGACCAUCCUUUUGUUGACAAUCCCAGUAAAUCAUACUUUCCACCUCUUUUUGCAUCUUGGAAUGAAAAGAUAUGUCCCAUUCUUGAAACCAUCGACAAGCUCCGCAGCCUUAAUGUUAUUAAAGAAGGCAUCCAUUUGCCCACCAUUGUUGUUGCCGGCGACAAUGACUCAGGCAAGUCGAGCGUUAUAGAGUCACUCAUCGGCAUAACUUUGCCAUGUGCACCGAAAAUCUGUACAAGGGUACCUCUCAUAAUAAAGCUUCAAAACCAUGCGAAUUCUGUACCAGAAUUCCUACUGGAGUAUCAGAAAAAGUCGGUUCGGAUCAUGAAAGAAAUGCUGAUAUCUAAAGCCAUUAAUAAGGCUACCGUGGAGGUUGCAGGCGAAGGUAAAAGGAUAACAAAUGUGCCUUUAACUUUGGUAGUGAAAAAGAAAGGUAUCCCCGAUCUCACCAUAAUUGAUUUGCCUGGAAUAUGUUCGGAUUGGAUGUACGCAGAUCGGGACGACAUUUUGAAACAAAUAUCUUCGGGUAUUACCACGGAAUACAUAAAGCCAAAGGACAUUAUCAUUUUAAAUGUUGCAUCUGCGGGCGGUGGUCUCUCAAAUUGGAAGUCCCUUUCCAUGUCACAAAGCCUUGAUAAGACUGAAGAGCGGACACUGGCUGUCAUUACCAAAUGCGACCUCAUUUGGGGUAGUGAUUAUUUCAAAACUGCUGUUGCAAACAUAUUCAGUAUUCGCCAUCCGUACAUCUUUGUUAUAAACAGAAUAAAUGACGAAACCUAUAAUCACGAAGCUCGAAUCCGAGAAGCCAAAAUCUUUGAUGGUCUUCGUUUUUCGUCCAAGAGUGAAAAGUCCACCGUGGGUAUUCCUGCCUUGGCCAAUAGGAUUCUUCAGAUUCAAUUGUUAACCAUAUCGAAAUGUCUUCCCGAAGUUGUCAAGAACAUCAAUGAGAGGCUCAAUGAUUUGAAUUUGGAGCUCAACCGAUUACCCAACAAUAGUUUGAGUAUUCCUGAUGCAAUGGCUGCUUUUAUGCAUAUUCUUGGUUCCUUGAAGGAAACUCUUCAAAAGAUCUUGAUAGGAGGCGAGUACAAUGAGUAUGCAGAUGAUAGGCAAAUACAUUGUGAUGACCGGUUAGUCGAAAUGCUAGAUGAGUUCUCAAAAAAACUCCACUCGAGUGUCAAAUUCUCUGAAAGUUUCCUUGUUGAAGAGAUUCAGGUUAUAGAGGAAACUAACAAUGGGAUCUUGUUGUCUCAUUUGCCUCCUCACUCACUUUUGCUUAGGAGAAAAGUGAAUAAUAUCUAUAAUUUGCCCCUUGGCUUUGUAAAAGAAGUUUGGGGUUAUCUUGAAAUCGUUUGUGAUAGAGUCUUGAUUGAUCACUACGGAAAUUAUCCACAACUGCUUUCCUCCAUGAGGAAAGCAACUCAUAAUGUGAUGGAGAAAAUGAAGUUUGAGUUUUUGGAAAGAGUUGUUGAAAUGAUGGAGAUGGAGAAGGCCACGGAUUAUACAAGUGACCCUGAUUUUAUUGCUUCUUGGCACAAGUUAAUGGACAAUCGUGAUGAGUUUAUGAAGGCAGUGUGCAAUUAUCAGGAAGAGAUAAAUAUGGAAGCUCAUGGAACGAUUAACGUCAAGCAUUUAUUUAGUGUUCAGGAUAAUACACGGGAUCAAGCAUUUGAGUUAAAAAUGAGGAUGACGGCCUACUGGAAAAUUGUUUUGAAAAGAUUGGUGGAUUGGAUUGUGCUUGGGUUGCGGUUUAUGAUUAAAAAAAUGGUGAUAAGGGAGAUAGAAAUGGAGAUAGUGAAUGAGGUGAUGGUGCAUGGUGGGGGUAUAGAAAAGAUAUCGGAGGAACUAUCGCCAGAGAGGGUGAACCUUCAAACAACCGUUGGUUUGGUCCAGAAAUCAAAAGAAUUCCUUGAACAAGUCAUGGAUGACAUUUUUAUUUCAGUCGAUUAA
Molecule: messenger RNA, 1980 nt
Organism: Lactuca virosa
Lineage: Eukaryota; Viridiplantae; Streptophyta; Magnoliopsida; Asterales; Asteraceae
Source: the annotation of a GenBank genome assembly